AUGGCAGACCCGGACUCAAUCCGCAUCUUGACGCUCAACUGCUGGGGCCUCAAGUAUCUCGCCAAAUACCGCAAUGAGCGCCUCUCCGAGAUAGGCCGCCAGCUUGCCCUUUCCAACCCCCCGCCCGACAUCAUCGGCCUCCAAGAGUGCUGGACACAGCAAGACUACGAGUCAAUCCGCACCCAGAUCGCACAUCUCCUCCCCUACGCGAAAUUCUACUUCGGCGGCAUCUGGGGCGCCGGCCUCGCCAUCUUCUCCAAAUGGCCGAUCGAACAGUCCUCCAUGCACGGCUACCCGCUCAACGGUCGCCCAACGGCCUUCUUCCGCGGCGACUGGUUCGUCGGGAAGGGCGUCGCCUGCGCCCGAAUCCGGUAUGGGCAGGGUAGUCUGAACGUCGCCGAAGUCUUCUGCACACAUCUCCACGCACCAUACGAACAGGAACCACACGAUAGUUACCUGGCGCAUCGGACGGCGCAGGCAUGGGAGAUAGCUAAGCUCAUGCGUGGCGCUGCGGAGCGAGGACAUCUAGUAAUUGGACUGGGAGACUUCAAUAUGCUUCCGUCCUCGUUCGCGCAUCGACUGAUCCGCGCGCACAGCCCCGUCGUCGACGCAUGGCAGGUGAUAUACCCCGAUUCGUCCGUCGGCGCAGCCAAAGACGCCGUUGAAAAAGCGCGCGGCGUACCAGUCCCAUCCGCUGAAUUCAAUCUGCGUCAUAACGGCGCAACCUGUGACGGGCCGUACAAUACAUGGCGCUGGUCGAAGAAGGACCAGAAGCGUUUGGACAAGGGCCACGAUAUCCCCGUGGAGACGUUCAAGGAUAGUCCGGACUACAAGGGGAAGCGGCUCGACUAUAUUUUCGUCGGCGAUGAGGUUGGAUGGUCUGUUCGCGAGGUCAGCCUUACAAUGACAGACCGCCAUCCUACGCUUCGUUGCUCGCUGAGCGACCACUUCGCCGUGCAAACCGUCAUCACCCGCGACUCGUCUGCUACGAACAAGGAUGAAAGUGGUGGCGGCAAGUCAUCGCGCCUGACACUCCCCGCGAAGACAUACGAUCAUAUCCUCGACAUGAUCCAUGCCUAUGUCCGCCGCGAACGUAAGCAGCGCCGCUGGCGUCUAGCUCACUUUGUUGCCUCGGUGCUGGUCACCAUUGGCUGUCUAGUGGGUGUAUGGUGGAAUGGCGAUCGUCCUUAUAUCCCUUUUAUUUUGACGCUUGUCAGCACGCUUAGCUUUGGGGCUGGUUUAUUGGACGGUUUAAUCGGAGGACUUUUCGUCUCGAGUGAGUUGAGGGCACUGAAGGAAUUCGAGUGGGAGAUUUGGAAUACGAAGAGGAUGGCCGAGGGGCUUUAG
Molecule: messenger RNA, 1347 nt
Organism: Aspergillus mulundensis
Lineage: Eukaryota; Fungi; Ascomycota; Eurotiomycetes; Eurotiales; Aspergillaceae
Product: inositol phosphosphingolipid phospholipase
Exons: 1
Coding region: 1-1347 (448 amino acids)
Cellular component (GO): cytoplasm
Molecular function (GO): sphingomyelin phosphodiesterase activity
Source: RefSeq, a predicted model, not a curated record